AUGACUCCAUCAGAAUUACACCCUCGCAAGAGGACAUCAGAAGAUGAUGCAGGUACAAACAAGAGGCUCAAAUUAACAGCAGACAGUGGUACGACUGAUGAUCAUACGGAAGAUUUGAAGUUAAUCCUACCAAAGCCAGUAACUACAAAUCCAGCCCAGUUUGCAGAUCGAAAGAGACACAUUGAAACCAUAGCAAACAUAAUCAAGCUCAAGAGGCCCUCCUUAAAAACGCCUAAAUUGAAGGCAAUAGAGAUUGAAUACGAUAUUGCCAGAAAUACAACACAUCGUACCUACGCAUCUACGUUGAGAAAUGCCAUUUUGAAGCUUCAGCAUCCAGAGAAAUUUCAACUGGGGAACCAAGUAAAGAAACGUUCGCAAGAGGAUGUGUUGAAACUACUAAAGUCAAUAGAGAUUCCAAUACUGAAGUUGAGAAAAUAUGGAUAUGUCAUGUCUGUACCUGAAUCAAUUCCCAAUGCCAAAAUCACUAGAAAUUGUCAGCGAUGCGAUACUGAGUUUAAAUUGAGUCAACAAUUGGAACCUACAACAUGUGAGUUUCAUUAUGGUAAAAUACGACGCAAUCCAGACAAUAAAACAAGAUACUAUGAAUGCUGCUUGGGACCAAAAGAUGAUUGCAAGCCUUGCGACAAGCACAAAUACCAUGUUUAUCAAGAUCAGAGCGUUGAAGAAAAACAGAGUAUGCGUUCAUAUGUAAAGACUGAGGAAAUUUUUGAACAAAAGGGGAAAUAUCGAGUGUUGGGUUUAGAUUGUGAAAUGGGAUACACAACAAAGGGUUUUGAAUUGAUGAGAGUUACCGCUGUUGAUUACUUCACGUUAAAGACAGUCAUGGACACUUAUGUUCUUCCAUUUGGUGAAAUUGUUGACUUCAACACUCGAUUUUCAGGGAUAUCAGCUUUGGACGGAGAUUUUGUCAGUUUCAACCAAAUGAUUCAAGAGCUAGGAACGGUGAUGGACAAAGACACAAUUCUUAUUGGACAUGGGUUGGAAAAUGAUAUGAAUGCAUUGAGGUUGAUUCAUAGUCACAUAAUUGACACCUCAAUACUAUAUCCAAAGUUUGAGAGCACGCCCACUUCCAGAAAGAGCUUAAAAGAUUUGACAUUCAAGUAUUUGAGUAGAAACAUACAAGUUGGUGACCACGAUAGUGCUGAGGACUCUAUAGCUGCUAUCGAGAUUGUUAGAUAUCACGUUGAUAAAGAUGGAUGUGGGAUAAAGCAAAGCACUUGA
Messenger RNA from Lodderomyces parapsilosis, 1242 nucleotides. RefSeq names its product RNA exonuclease (gene REX3). The transcript has a single exon. The coding region runs from base 1 to 1242 and encodes 413 amino acids. The record is from RefSeq and is a predicted model, not a curated record. NCBI's taxonomy places the organism in Eukaryota, Fungi, Ascomycota, Pichiomycetes, Serinales, Debaryomycetaceae. Gene Ontology annotation, cellular component: nucleus. Gene Ontology annotation, molecular function: exonuclease activity; nucleic acid binding.